AUGGUAGUUCAAAAGAAGUUUUCUUCAGUUGGAGCUUGGGAACACAGCAAGAAAGCAUCUGUGGAAGCUGAGCUAAAAAAGAUCGAGGAGAAACUAAUCAAGAAGAAAGCCGAGUACGCAGAGCAAAUGAAGAACAAAAUAGCUCAAAUCCACAAAGAAGCAGAAGGGAAGAGGGCAACGACCGAAGCUAAACGCGGGGAAGAUGUUCUCAAGGCCGAGGAGAUGGCUGCAAAGUACCGCGCCACAGGAACUGCCCCAACAAAGCUAUUUGGAUGCUUUUGA
This is a messenger RNA of Eutrema salsugineum, 282 nucleotides long. Its product is annotated as remorin. The transcript has 3 exons. The record is from RefSeq and is a predicted model, not a curated record. Lineage: Eukaryota; Viridiplantae; Streptophyta; Magnoliopsida; Brassicales; Brassicaceae. The coding region runs from base 1 to 282 and encodes 93 amino acids.